Messenger RNA from Bombyx mandarina (wild silkworm), 2086 nucleotides. RefSeq lists its product as uncharacterized. The record is from RefSeq and is a predicted model, not a curated record. NCBI's taxonomy places the organism in Eukaryota, Metazoa, Arthropoda, Insecta, Lepidoptera, Bombycidae.
CGUUAUAGUAACAUUCGUUAUUGUGAUAUUUUAUAUAAAGCCCACAAUAUGAUAGAACAACAAAUGUCAAUAUUAAGAAAGAUUCGAUUUUAUCAGUUCCUGGAGAGACAUUAUUAUUGGGUAGAUGUAACCCAUAUAGAGAGUCCCGAUGAAUUCUAUGUGCGUCCUGUUGCAUUCCGUAACGAUUUACGAUUCCUGCAAGCACCUCGGGAACUGAUAAAGGUAUGUGAGUUGCAAAUCGGGCGCAUCGUGUCUUACAAGUCAGAAGUUGUGCAAUGCUUCGUUCGUGGUCAACUUAUUCUCAUCCAAAUGAUACCAUCUGGGGUAGGGCACGAAAUUGUGUGCGAUCUAUUUGCUAUGGAUUAUGGCUUCAUUGAUAAGCAGAUACCGAUUUGGAAAAUAUUCAAGAUUCAAACGAAAAAUGAUACGCUCAUAAUGCGGCAGGCUCUUGGCGUGAAACGUGCAAAGAUGAGAGUAUGCGCGAAGUAUGGAAACACUAUUCUGGUCGACUUGAAUGAAGGCACUCCGAACGAUGUUUCAAUCUCCAUUGUGCAGAUGAACAACCCUCCCAGCAAAUAUAUGGUAGAGUUGGACGAAGAAGUCAAUGAGGUAGCACGUCGCCAGCUCCGCUACAUUCGCUGUCACGUCGGUGAUGUCUUGCAUGUGAUUAUGCGAUACGUCAGCACGCCUUAUCGCUUUUUCGUUAGCGAUAUUAGGACAUACCGUGCAUACAUAGCAAGCCGACCCGAUUUCUCUUACUAUUGCCAGUAUCAGCAACCAUUGACCCUCGACAAAGUUCAUCCAGGCCUCUGUGUCGCUAUUGAGCUACCAGAUGAAAUAUAUGAGAGAGCAAUUGUUUUAACCGUUGACAAAAAAGAAAAAAAAAUACUUGUCAACAAAAUUGAUUUUGGUGAGGUUAUAGAAACCACAAUCGACAAGCUGAAACCUGUUAAAGAACAAGUAUUCAACCACAUGCCCGCAUUGGCUAUGUGCUGUUCCAGUAGCUUGGCCGCCCCUUAUGCUUAUGAAUUGAUGAAAGAGCUUGAGAAGAAACCCGAAUUUAUGAUUCGAUUCACUAGCAUUGGAUGUACCUUUGAGACUCCCAGCCUGGUGGACAUUAUUCCAAUAAUUGAGUAAACUUAAAGAUUUUUAGAAUUUCUCUCCCAUAAUGCAUUGGAUCUAUACACUUUAAUUACAUUGUUGUGUUAAUACGUAUAAUCGAUGUGUCGUAUCUUUCUAAAUGUACUUUCUUACAUAUAUUUCCCUAUUAUUAUUAAAUUUUAUUAAUUUUGUUAAAAUGGAAUGCUAAGAAUGGAACAACAAGGGAUUGUCAGACGUCCACGUAUUUUUAUGACUUACAACGGUACAUUUAUCUAUAUACUCGUAUGUACCUACUUUAUAUAAAUAGACUUCACAACGUGUUUAACAUUGGGUAAAUUUUUAAAUUUAAAAGGUUCGUUUUAUAUGUGAACGAUAACAUUAAAAACUAAGACCGCUAUUUUAGAGCCACUGACAUUUUUGUCACACUUAAGCGUAAUAUGAUUACAUAAUUAGCAUAGUCUCGAAAUUUGACAGGGUCUCUUUGAGAAUUCCUUGCAAGACUGAAUUAGGAAAACUUAACUUUAUCGUGCUUACAACAAUAAAAUUAAGUUCGGACAGGUGCGAUUUUAUGAUGGAUGUAGGAAAGGUAUUAUACCGUUUGUUUACGUACAAUUUUGAAUUGUAAUAUUUGUACUCUUUUUACUGAUAUUGUUUAGUUAUACUAUACACCUAAUUAAGUACGUUUUGCUACAAUACUAUAUAUUUCCAUCGAUGUUUCUUGCCUAACUGUUGUUUAGCUCUAUCGAUAUGCGAUUAUUGUACGUCGUUUUAAAUGCGUGUACACGUUUAAUAGAUGUUGUUUUUUUAAAAUAUCUGGGUGUUAGAAAGUAAUUCAGUAUUCAUAUGUAGUUAAGUCAUUUAAAUGUAUUAAGUCAUAUAAUAUUCUUGGUGUCAAAACGUUUUAAUGAACUUUUAUUAUAAAUUAUUGAAAAGAACCCUCAGACACAGCCCACUGAGUUUCUCGCCGGAUCUUCUCAGUGGGUCG